Molecule: messenger RNA, 4374 nt
Organism: Varanus komodoensis (Komodo dragon)
Lineage: Eukaryota; Metazoa; Chordata; Lepidosauria; Squamata; Varanidae
Gene: PHC1
Product: polyhomeotic homolog 1
Exons: 16
Coding region: 710-3562 (950 amino acids)
Cellular component (GO): PRC1 complex; nucleus
Molecular function (GO): zinc ion binding; protein binding
Source: RefSeq, a predicted model, not a curated record
CCGCGGCCAAAGAAAUAAACACUCGGCGAUAGCAGUGAGGUGGAGCGGGUCACUGGCAGCAGCUUUGUGCCGUGCGGGGGGAAAGUGGAGCUGGUCCUUAAGGAAGGGGCCCGUCGAAGGGGCGCGGUUGUUCCCUGCCGCUGUGCCCCUCCCCUCUCCUCUCCUGCCGCUCCGCCGCUGCCCACUGGGCCCCGGCUCCGCCCUCCCCGCUUGCUCCUUUCCCCCGUGGGGGUCCCGUCUGGUUUGCUGCCGUUCCCCCAUGAGGCGCGUCCCCCUCAGUGCACAGGCUGGGCCUAGCUGGAACCGGAGGGUUUGACACAAAGCUUCAAGCAAGAACCUUGGAACCUGACAUCAUGGAAACGGAAAUGCUAUCCUGGCCAAUAUACUGCUUCUCCCAGCAACUUGACCAAGAGAUAUUAUCAACCCCUCAGCCUCAGCCUGGCUCAGAAGCUAAAAGGAAGGCACGCCUGCAAAUAAGAAGCUGAGCUGCAAGGGUUAUUUGCUGUUCCCUGUUCAUCAGCAAAGAAUUUGCUCCAAAAGUCCUUGCAGACCAACACUGAAUUGGCUAAAUGCAGCAUGCAAGUGUUGCAGGUUUCUUUUGAACCAACAGGCACCCUUCUCUUCAGGAAAGAAGAGGUCAGUCUGGAGAUGGCAGGCUCUUCAAGCACUCCAGCGACAGCCCAAUGCAGCCCAGUAUUUCCAUCAAUUUAUGCUCCAGCAACAGCUCAACAGUGCUCAACUACACAGCCUGGCUGCAGUCCAGCAGGCUACAAUUGCAGCCAGUCGACAGGCAAGUUCUCCAAACACGAACACCCCUCAACAGGCAGCUACUACACAGGCUUCAAUUAAUUUGGCAACCACAUCAGCUGCACAGUUAAUCAGCCGUUCACAAAGUGUGAGCUCCCCUAGUGCCACCACCCUGACACAGUCGGUACUUCUGGGGAACACCACAUCACCACCUCUAAACCAGUCACAAGCUCAGAUGUAUCUUCGGCCGCAGCUGGGAAACCUGUUGCAGGUGAACCGGACAUUGGGCCGCAAUGUACCUCUUACCUCCCAACUCAUCCUGAUGCCUAACGGGGCUGUGGCUGCUGUUCAGCAGGAAGCACCACCCACUCAUUCUCCUGGGGUCCACACAGACAUGGACCAGGUGCAGAAUUUGGCUGUCCGCAGUCAGCAGUCCUCAGCAGCUAAUCCACAGCUCCAAGCAUCAUCUCCAAAGGCUGUUUUGCCAGGGAAUUCCCAGGCUUCAGUACUACCCCAGGCCACACAUUCUGGCCAGACCUUGACAGUGACACAAGCCUCUUCUGGCAAUGUAGGCCAGUCACUCAAUCUCAGUCAAGGGCCAGCAGGAAAUAAUAGCAUUUCUGGGGGUGUGGCAUCCUCUGUGGGGAAUCAUACUACCUCUGGGCUGAGCCAAGCAAACUCAUCUGGUCCAGGGGGCAGCUGUCAGAGGAAAGGGACUGGUGUAGUUCAGCCAUUACCAGUAGCUUCUGCUGCCCAGGCAGUGACUGUGAGCCAGGGAAGUCAAACAGAGGCAGAAAAUGCAACAGCAAAAAAGGCUGAAACAGAUGGUAAUGGGCAACAGACCGUGGGCAUGAACCUGACCAGGACAGCUACACCAGCCCCAAGCCAGACUUUGAUCAGUUCUGCCACAUAUACCCAAAUACAGCCUCAUUCACUGAUCCAGCAGCAGCAGCAGAUUCACCUCCAGAAGCAAGUAGUGAUACAGCAGCAAAUCGCCAUUCAUCACCAGCAGCAGUUCCAGCAUCGUCAGUCCCAGCUCUUGCACACUGCCACACACCUUCAGCUGGCACAGCAGCAGCAGCAGCAGCAAGCGCCACCUCUGACCCAGCAGCAGGGGCCACCACCAACUCCUCAACAAGCCCAGCCUCUUCAGGGUCAGCAGCAGGCCCAGACCCUUGUGGUCCAGCCCAUGCUGCAGUCACAGCCCCAACCAGUACAGAUCCAGCAGGACAGUCUUUGUCAGGCAACCACUAAGUCAUCUGUCUCUAUUCAGGCCAAGCCACCAAUAGCCCCUCUUAAACUUUCACAACUUGGUGCUGCCAAAAUCUCAGCUUCCCAGCAGCCCCCACCUCAUAUACCAGUGCAGGUGGUGGGCAGCCGCCAGCAAGGUUCAGCCCAAGCUCAGGCACUGGGGCUUCCUCACAUGAAUACAGCUGUGCAGACCCCAAGGGGCAUACCAGCUGUAGUCCAGCCAGUGUCCCAGUCCCACUUGGCAUCCUCACUGUCCCAGACCUCUUCUGUGUCAUUUGCUGCUUCUCCUCCUCCUCUGCAAGAAACCACUGCUCCACUCUCUUCUGGGGUCAGUGUGGCACAAGUCCAAGGCACAGCACAAGUGAAGAACACUGUUUCAUCUCCAGCUCAGACAUCACCAGCGGCAUACUAUGUCCAGCCUGUCCAGUUGCCUAGCAAGCCUCAUACUUUGGCAAUUAAGCGCAAGGCUGAAUCAGAAGAGGAGAGGGAAGAAUCCAGUGUGGCACCUUCUCUGAUAGCUGCCAAAUCUGCUUCUGUGGCUGAAAGUCCUAAAGCCUUGGAAGAGAAGAGUGGCCUUACAAGUGAAGGGAAUAAGGACAAAUCUGAAUCCUUUCCCAGUACCACCCCAAAUGCACCCCCAAGUGACCUCAGCUCUGUCACUGCUACAACUGUUCCUGUGCCUACCUUGGCUAUGUUGUCACGCCAGACAGGAGACUCCAAGCCUCCACAAGCCAUUGUCAAGCCUCAGAUUCUUACACACAUCAUAGAGGGCUUUGUUAUCCAGGAGGGGGCAGAGCCUUUUCCGGUGGGUUGUUCUCAGCUCUUAAAAGAGUUUGAAAAGCCCCUUCAGGGAGGAGCUCCAUCUAGGCAGCAUGAGAACCAGCCUAGCAACUCCCCAGGAGGGGAAAUUAUAACAACAGAGCAUGACAAGAAAGGAAACCUGUUAAAAUGUGAGUUUUGUGGAAAAUAUGGCCCAGCCAAUCAGUUCCGUGGUUCCAAGAGAUUCUGUUCUGUAACAUGUGCCAAGAGGUACAAUGUGGGCUGUAGCCACCAACUUCGGCUGCAAAGGAAAAAAAUUAAGGAGUUCCAGGAAGCAAACUAUGCCCGUCGUCGGCGUGGGCCUCGGCGCAGCAGCUCAGAGAUUGCGCGAGCCAAGAUUCAGGGCAAGCGUCACCGGGGCCAAGAAGACUCAAGCAGAGGAUCUGAUAAUUCCAGUUAUGAUGAAGCUCUAUCCCCUACAUCACCAGGACCUCUGUCAGCAAGGACCAGUCAUGGAGAGCGAGACCUUGUCAGCUCCAACAUGACGCAGCCUACUCCUGACCUGCAUGGUAUCAACCCAGUCUUCUUGUCCAGUAAUCCCAGCAGUUGGAGUGUAGAGGAAGUAUACGAGUUCAUUGCAUCCUUACAAGGCUGUCAAGAGAUUGCAGAGGAGUUUCGCUCCCAGGAAAUUGAUGGUCAGGCUCUGCUCCUCCUGAAGGAGGAGCAUCUCAUGAGCGCCAUGAACAUCAAGCUGGGUCCUGCCCUCAAGAUCUGUGCCAAGAUCAACAUCCUGAAAGAGACCUAAUAACACAGGAAGCCAGUAUACUCUCCUCUAUAGGCUGGGACCAUUUAUUUGGCUCUGAAGAGUGGAGGGGAAAGGAUCUCUCUUGAGCCUUUAUCUUGGUGCUACAUAGGGGAGCAUUAACUCCCGUGGAGGCAUUGAAACAUGUUUCGGAACUUCUUGUAUUGUCAGCAAGUUUUCUAGCCUCCACAUUGUUCCCGAGGGAAACACCACAAAGAGAAUAAGUUGUUCUGUAUUGAGGAACCUGAAGAGGCUUGAAGAGGACCAUUCCUCUUGUCAGCAGCGGAUUUUUCAUUCUUCUUGCUGUGGGAUCUUUCUCCUUUCACAUAGAUUCAGUUUGCAGGGAACCAGUUAAGCACUGAAGCUUGGUUCAUGUUUUCUCAUACUGAGGGAGAGAAGUUGGAAGAAUCCAUUUGGGACAUUGAGCAGAACUAAAGUUUUAAAUAUCACCUCUCCCAUUUCAUAGUUGAUUCAAGGUAGAUUGCAAACUGACUUCAUACAGAACACUGAAAAGGAAGUGUUAAGAUUGGAAUGUGUCACUUGAUGAAAAACUUUCCAAAUUACACUUGUUUGUCUUGUGGAGUUGGGAAACACCAUUCAAGAUCCAAAGGAGAAUCCGAUUGUACUGAAGUUCCAGUGGUUUCUAUCUUCUAAAAGUUUCCUUUUUUGAGUUUUAUAUGCUGCCCUCUUCACAUUAGAGAGCAUAUGCAGCAAUGGUUAUUCUGGCAGGUUUGUAUUCCCUGUCAAAAGCGUGUUUAUUUUUAUUUGUUAUACAGAUAUUCUCAUCCUCAGUAAAAAGAAUGUUUCAAAAAGUA